CCCGCCCCUGCUGCAGCCCGGGACCCCGCGCCGGCCCGCCCGUCCGCCCGCCCGCCGCGCCCUCGCUCGCCAGCCCGGGCCGCAGGGCCGCGAGUGCGGGCUCCGCCAUGCGGGCUGAGCUCUGGCUCCUGGCGCUGCUGCUCCGGGGGGCGGCCCGGGCGCUGAGCCCCCAGCCCCGCGCAGGUCAGGAUGCAGCCCAAGGCCCUGGAUGGACUGCCAAGGGGACCAUGGGGGUCUGGAGCCGGAGAGCCCGCGAGAUCCCUGGGCAGGACUCAGAGCCAGACAGGACCCAGCUGACCAUGGAUCUGGAAGGAAGUACCCUGGCUAUCGAUACUCUGCCGGACAACGAGACCAGGGUGGUGGAAGACAACCACAACUACUACGUGUCCCGUCUCUACGGCCCCAGGGAGCCCCGCAGCCGGGAACUGUGGGUGGACAUGGCCGCGGCCAACCGGAGCCACGUGAAGAUUCACAGAAUCCUCUCGAACUCUCACUGGCAGGCCUCGAGAGUGGUCUUGUCCUUUGAUUUCCCCUUCUAUGGGCACCCUCUGCGGCAGAUCACCAUAGCAACCGGAGGCUUCAUCUUCAUGGGGGACAUCAUCCACCGGAUGCUCACGGCCACUCAGUACGUGGCCCCUCUGAUGGCCAAUUUCAACCCCGGCUACUCGGACAACUCCACAGUUGCCUACUUUGACAAUGGCACCGUCUUUAUCGUCCAGUGGGACCACGUGUACCUCCAUGGCCGGGAGGACAGGGGCAGCUUCACCUUCCAGGCAGCCCUGCACCGGGACGGCCGCAUUGUGUUUGGCUACAAAGAGAUCCCUAUGUCUGUCCUGGAGAUCAGCUCAUCCCAGCACCCAGUCAAAACGGGUCUCUCAGAUGCCUUCAUGCUGCUCAACCCUUCCCCUGGUGUGCCAGAAUCUCGGCGGAGAACCAUCUUUGAGUACCACCGCGUGGAACUGGAUCCCAGCAAGGUGACCAGCACAUCGGCCGUGGAGUUCAUCCCAUUGCCAACCUGUUUGCAGCAUCGGAGCUGCGACGCCUGCCUGUCCUCCGACCUCACCUUCAACUGCAGCUGGUGCCAUGUCCUGCAAAGGUGCUCCAGUGGCUUUGACCGCUACCGCCAGGAGUGGCUGGCCUACAGCUGUGCGCAGGAGGCUGAGGGCAAGACGUGUGAGGACUUCCAGGACGAGGACCAUUACUCGUCCUCCCCAGACAGCUCCCUUAGUCCCUCGGACAGAGACCUAAGCACCACCUCCUCCUCUCUCUCCGUGGACAGCCUCACCACUGAAGAUGACACCAAGUUGAAUCCCUACGCAGGGGGAGAUGGCCUCCAGAACAACCUGGCCCCCAAAACUGAGGGUGCCCCUGUGCACCUGGGCAUCAUCGUGGGCAUCCUGCUGGCAGUGCUGCUCGUUGCAGCCCUCAUCCUGGUGGGGAUCUACAUCAACAGCCACCCCACCUCCAAUGCUGCGCUCUUCUUCAUCGAGCGGAGACCCCACCACUGGCCGGCCAUGAAGUUCCGCAACCACCCCAACCUCUCCACCUACACGGAGGUUGAGCCCGUGGGCCACGAGAAGGAGGGGUUCGUGGAGGCCGAGCAGUGCUGAGUGUUGGGACUUCCAAAAGUGGAAGGAAGGAAGACCCUGGACC
Molecule: messenger RNA, 1653 nt
Organism: Sorex fumeus (smoky shrew)
Lineage: Eukaryota; Metazoa; Chordata; Mammalia; Eulipotyphla; Soricidae
Gene: PLXDC1
Product: plexin domain containing 1
Exons: 14
Coding region: 108-1610 (500 amino acids)
Source: RefSeq, a predicted model, not a curated record